This is a messenger RNA of Penicillium angulare, 1011 nucleotides long. RefSeq names its product alpha/beta hydrolase. The record is from RefSeq and is a predicted model, not a curated record. The transcript has a single exon. Lineage: Eukaryota; Fungi; Ascomycota; Eurotiomycetes; Eurotiales; Aspergillaceae. The coding region runs from base 1 to 1011 and encodes 336 amino acids. Gene Ontology annotation, molecular function: catalytic activity.
AUGCCCUCCUUCCCCCGAAAGACUUUGGCCGUCGGCUCAGCCGGCCACACAUAUGACUACAUUUGCAUCAAGCCCACUGUCACGACACCCAGCAAGAGCGCAAUUGUCUUCUUCCAUGGCUUUCCUGCAAUCGCAGAUAUCUGGUCACGCCAAAUCAAAUAUUUUGCUGAUCUAGGCCACACCGUUAUCGCGCCUGAUUUACUGGGGUUUGGCGGUAGCUCGAAGCCUCAUGCUGUCGAGGAGUAUACUAGCUGGACUGCUGUUGAAGACAUCGUUGGAAUCCUCGAUGCCGAAGGUCUGGAGAAAGUUCAUGGUGUUGGACAUGAUGCUGGCGCGUACUUUUUAUCUCGGCUUUACAACUAUCAUCCCGGAAGAUUGUAUAGCUUGACAUUUCUAUCGGUGCCGUAUAGUGCGCCGGGUGUUCAUUACGAUCUUGAUGCUAUCUCAGCAAUUCUGGAGAAGUUUAUUGGCUUUGAUAAGCUUGGUUAUAUGCGUUUUCUUGCUUCGAGUGAUUCUCCACGUCUUAUUGGGGAUCAUCUGGAGUCGUUUUUGAGUAUCGCGUAUCAUGAGGAUAUGGAUGUUAGAUCUGAGCAUUUUUAUCCGCCGGGUAAACUUCAGGCUUGGUUGAAGGCGGAUCGUGUUGAUCAUUCAUUGGUUCUGCAUGAUGAGGAUAAAGAGAAUUUGAUUGGGUCGUUUCGGAAGGGAGAUUGGGUUGCUGCGACGAAUGGGUAUCGUUUGAUGGCGGAGAAUUUGAAUGAGGAGCGUGAGAAGGCGGAUAUCGCUGAUGGGAAAUUGGCUACAACGAUCAAGGUGCCUGUGUUGGGUAUUGAUUCGCAGGCUGAUAAAACUAGUUUGUCGGGGAGUAUGCAGAAGGGUGUUUCACAGUUUUUGGAUGAUGAGAGUCUGGGUACUUUCGUGACUGUUCCUAGCCAAGGGCAUUAUCCACAUGUGGUUUCAGCUGUGGAGGUUAAUGGUGCCAUCAAGAGUUUAGUAGAAAGCAUUGAUGCUUAG